Messenger RNA from Lasiodiplodia theobromae, 561 nucleotides. RefSeq names its product Fe-containing alcohol protein. The record is from RefSeq and is a predicted model, not a curated record. The coding region runs from base 1 to 561 and encodes 186 amino acids. NCBI's taxonomy places the organism in Eukaryota, Fungi, Ascomycota, Dothideomycetes, Botryosphaeriales, Botryosphaeriaceae. The transcript is spliced from 2 exons.
AUGCCAGACUUGCCGCAGCCCGCUCUCUCGCCUCCGCCGACUCCGCCAAAGCAGCGGAAGCGGAAGCCCGACCCGUUCCUCGAGCUCGCCAACACUCCGGUUUCCUCGCCGCUCGCCUCUCCGGGCUCACCAGCGUCGCAGGGCGAGGGCGAUGAAUCUGCCCUCAAAAAGCUCGUCCUGACGCCCUUGCUGUUCGCCUCGUUCGUCAUUUCUCUCUUCCUCGUCGACCGGCGCAACCGUGCGUAUCGACUGGCCGAGCACCCUCCAUCGCGCGCCUCGUCGUGGCGAACGUACUUCUCGCCGCGGCAGUGGCUGGACCCUCAGCCCUACCAGAACCCGACCAACUCGACAUGGGAAGCCCACGGGUCGGACGGCGACGACGAGCCUGACGGAGGCAAGCAGUGGUUUGUUGGCAAAAAGCACCGCAAGGUUGUAAGGCUGGAGUUUAGCGAGGCCUUCGAGCUGCGGGGGAAGAUCAUGGUCGCUUUGGGCGUUGGCUGGACCUUGGGCAUCUUGGCCCUGCUGUGGUCGGUGAAGAGGCUGGUCCAGGUGGUGUGGUGA